AUGAGGAAAUUAAUCUACAUAGCAUUGUGUCUGGGUUUGUCUUACGCCGACGAAGCGGUUUCCGGAGAGAAGCCGGAGGAGACGGCAUUCGUCAACGACAAGAUCGAUUACAACGGUGUGCCGUAUCUGCUCGCCGGCACCUACGAUCUCGAGAAAAUGAACACCGACGUUCAUUUGCCGACGAUCGCCUCGUUGUUCACCGUCAACUCGCUCGGCUCAUUCUAUCUCGUCGCUCAUCCAUUGGAAUUUUGUCAUGCCAUCUACGUGUGUCCCGUCCCGAUUUUCGAAUCGCCCGACAAAGUCAAACGUGUUCAUAUCCACAAGGAGAUUUGCGCGUCGGCGGGAGCUAUCAAAAUUUUUCCAUGGGAAUAUAGAAUAUUGAUUCAUAAUGGAAAAAAAUUCGAUGAGUUCACCUACCUGUCACCGAUCACCACUUUUAUACAAGCUGACAGCAGCGGAUUCAAAUUCUACACGGAGGCGAAAAAUGUUGCCAGUAAACUUUAUCACGACUAUAUGAAAGCGAAACCCACCCGAAUCGAUUUGGACUACAACGGAAAGGAGCUCAUCGUGCUCACGAACAGCAAAGAAUGUCAUGCGAUGAUUCAGCCGACGUCCGGCUCGCAAACCUAUUAUCAAUUCUUUGGACCGUCCACACAGACACCGGAAUCGGUGAGUAAGCUGCCGAAAGAGCUUCACGAUGGCACCCAAUUUGUGCCGAGUCUCUAUCAUCCGCUACCGGAAGGCAUCACCAAAAAAUUUGACAUUUUUCCGGAGCUGAAAUCGCUGAAAUUCGCUGAGAUUGCCGAGCAAUCGUGCACGGCCGGCGCGUUCGGCGAGGUGAAGCCGACGCUGUGGCACUCGCAUUCGGCGUUUGCGCAGAGGAUCGUCCAGCAGAACGUUGGCGGAAAAGCGGCGAAAGUGCAAACGUUUGCCGUCGAGCUGAGCAAAUGCGCGUGGCUUCGUUUGUGGGUGUCGUCGCUGGGCGCGACGCUCGAUUCGUAUGCGCAAUCGAAACCCGAAGACUAUUUUGACAUCUCGUUUGAGAACUCGUUCAUCGUUCCGUUCCACACCGACGACGCCGAAUUGACGCGUUUGACGCCGGAAAUGAUGACGCGAUUCUACGUGAAAGUCAUUCAAGAGUCGCAAAUCAAUUUGAUUGAAGUGGGCGUCGGCAGCAGCGGCACAAUGGGAUUGUUGCGAUAUUACACGAAGAACAAGGUGAUGUCGACGAAAGGCGGCUUCAGUGUGUUCAUGUUGCGGGCGCCGAAGUGCGACGCGAGAUUCGUCAACAUGAACGGAAAUGUGAUGUCGUAUAAUGAGAACGCCGCCGUCAAUUUGUUCGCAUUUGGCGAGUGCAAAUAUUAUCAAGCCACCAAGUAA
Messenger RNA from Caenorhabditis bovis, 1380 nucleotides. Lineage: Eukaryota; Metazoa; Nematoda; Chromadorea; Rhabditida; Rhabditidae. The record is from the annotation of a GenBank genome assembly.